Messenger RNA from Guillardia theta CCMP2712, 744 nucleotides. RefSeq lists its product as hypothetical. Bases 125 to 655 code for a protein of 176 amino acids. The record is from RefSeq and is a predicted model, not a curated record. NCBI's taxonomy places the organism in Eukaryota, Cryptophyceae, Pyrenomonadales, Geminigeraceae. The transcript has 3 exons.
ACGGCUCAGCAUGGCAUUCUCGAUGUACUGAUGAUCUUGUGCUAUGCCGUGGCAGAGAAACCAAGGGGGAGAGGGAACAGAACAAGGAGGACAGAAGUGAAUUUCGAACAAGACCUCACCUCCGAUGCCUCAAACAAAACGUACAAGCUCGAGAUAUUUCUCAAUUCUCUGCGAGCCCAGAGGUAAAGACCAACCACCGCUCAGAACGAGCAAGGACAAGAACACAGCAGAGUUGCAGGGAAAAAUUUUGGUUUCGAGUACAGCAGACUUCCAAUCAAUCAUGAAGUGCAUUCUGACUCAAGAUUGCAGUAAGGACGAUGUGAGCAUGGUACAAGGUAGUUCUCGAAAACAAUUGGAUAUCACGACCCAAAAACUGAGGGCAAGGUUGGCAUGUGCAGCUUCACCACGAACGCCCCUUACGGCCACUCAAGCUACGGAGAUCAAUCACCCGAGGAUAAGAAGCGUCAAAUUCUGCGUUCCUCAUGACUUGCGGAUGUCAUUUGCCAUGAAAAUUAGCAAGACGCAGGAACAAAGGCAUCCAAAAGAUGGAACCUCAUCGAGAUUUCAGCAGGCUAUCCUAGGUCCUACUGCGAACAGGAAGAGAACCGUAAUGCAAAGUCAACGCAAGAAACCGUUGGUAUCAGUCGAAAACUGAGCAUGAAGAGGUUUGCGGAGUAACUUGAAGAUGAAGUUGCGAUGUUUCCGUAAUAUCUAGGUCAUAAAGACACUUCUUUGGUAGCCAAA